AGGAGAAAUAUGUAAUAUGUGAUAAAAUAACGUUGUAUUCUCCACAUAUUACAAGUGGUAAUCCAGAAUACAGUACACAUUAGGGUUUAGAUACUUUCUUCAAAUUGCUUGUAGGAAACAAGAUCAAUAUUUAUUUGAUCCAAGUUUUAUGGAUAAUGAUGUCUGGUGAUUCAAGAGGGAAGAUCUCUGAAAUUGCUCCAAGGUCAUUUCAAGAGUCUUAUGGUCUUUUUCAAAAAUAUGCAGAUGGGGCAUCAUCAUCUUCAACACUCAUGGAUGCAGAAAAUUGUGACAGUUGGCAACAAUUCAGAUUGUUUCCAUCCACGUCUGAGACCAGCUAUGGCUCCUAUGAAUUCUUUGGUCUUGGAGCCCCUGAUGCUGGAAGUUCCUGUGAUGGCACACAAACUGCAGCUGUACUAGAUGACGUGCUAGACUGCCGUUUACCUUAUUUGGGUUCCUCUAGGAGGUCCAGGUCACCAUUUUCAGACAGUGAUAGCAGCCAGUACACGUCCUUCAGUGAUAUCUCAGGCUCGUCUACAUUAUUUGAUACACCAUGUUCGAGGCCCAGACCCAUUGGCUCACGUGGGAGAGGAGGAGAUACUGCUGCAAUGUGUAGAGUGAAAAGCAGAGGGAUUUUCAGGUCAAGAGGUGCUGUUAACUUCCAGGGCUUUUAUUCAAAUAUGGCAACGCCAGUAUCUCGUGGCACAAAGCGGAUGCUGAUGGCUUCAGUCCCACCAAGCAAGUUUGCCAAGAAGCAGAGGGUUGAAAUGAGUGCAGGAUUGAAUUUUGAAAAGGACAGUCAUAUUUCCUCUGAUGGAAAGGACAUGAAGGUAAAAGAAGCCGUGGAGGAGAAGCGUGUUAGAGUCCGAGAGAAACGAAGACGUAGACGAGAAAAGAACUGUGAGAAAUAUGGAGACAAGCACAGAUUAGCUUUCACAUGUGCCUUUUGUAAAUUUCGGACGUUUGAAGACAAAGACAUUGAGAAGCAUUUUGGAAGUACACAUCAUCAUGAAACACUUGACUACAUACGACGGCAGGCUAAGUUUGAUGACCGGGUCAUCAAGUUUCUCCAUGAUUGUAUGGUACACAAGUUUCGUAAGACUGUGACUACUUUGUGCAAGUUACACGGCCUUUCAGGCCAGAAAGGCAACCAGAAAGUCAUGGAAGGGAUUACCGAGGAUGACUACAUGAGAAAGGUGGAAAUGGUGCACUGUAUGGCCUGCAACAUAUACAUUCCUGCCGUCUUUACUUCUGUUCAGCAGCAUCGCCGUUCAUCUCUACACCAAAAAAAUAAAGUGGUGUACAAAGAGCAGCUGAAACGGGAGAGUGUGCUGACAGCAAAAGCCAUAAUAAAUAAUGACAGUUUUAAAGUUCGCUAUGAGAAGUACAUCAAGGGAGAAGACCCUUUUGUAACGGAUGCUAAAGAAGACACUAGCUCAGAUUUGUCUGAACCUGAGGAAUGAUAAUAUGAAAAAUGAUGACUGACAUGAACAUGCUCUAAUGCUUUAUAUAAGUCUUCUCAGUCCAUGUGAUGUCCUACAGCUUUGCCAUCUCUAAAGUUGUGCAGUUGGAGGUUAAGCCUCUCAAUAUAAGGUUGAUCAUUUUUAGUUUAACUUUAUUGGCAGAAAUACAGGUGUUGUGUAAGAUACCAGGUUUACUGUGUUAAGUAUUGUAUUAGUAGUGGAUAGUUGUUUAAAUGAGUGUGCAGUUGUGUAUUGGACAAUGCAUGUAUGCAAUGAAGUCUCUCAUGCCA
Clarias gariepinus (North African catfish) is the source of this 1750-nucleotide messenger RNA. RefSeq names its product zinc finger protein 326 (gene znf326). Gene Ontology annotation, molecular function: DNA binding. NCBI's taxonomy places the organism in Eukaryota, Metazoa, Chordata, Actinopteri, Siluriformes, Clariidae. Bases 156 to 1460 code for a protein of 434 amino acids. The transcript has 14 exons. Gene Ontology annotation, cellular component: nucleus; DBIRD complex. The record is from RefSeq and is a predicted model, not a curated record. Gene Ontology annotation, biological process: regulation of DNA-templated transcription elongation.